AUGCCGGAGCCAGCCAAGUCCGCGCCGGCCCCGAAGAAGGGCUCCAAGAAGGCGAUCACCAAGACGCAGAAGAAGGGGGACAAGAAGCGGAAGAAGAGCCGCAAGGAGAGCUACUCCAUCUACGUGUACAAGGUGCUGAAGCAGGUCCACCCGGACACGGGCAUCUCGUCCAAGGCCAUGAGCAUCAUGAACUCCUUCGUGAACGACAUCUUCGAGCGCAUCGCCGCCGAGGCCUCCCGCCUGGCCCACUACAACAAGCGCUCCACCAUCACCUCCCGCGAGAUCCAGACGGCCGUGCGCCUCCUCCUGCCCGGGGAGCUGGCCAAGCACGCCGUCUCCGAGGGCACCAAGGCCGUCACCAAGUACACCAGCUCCAAGUAACUCGGGCUCCGGGCCCCC
Messenger RNA from Gekko japonicus, 399 nucleotides. RefSeq names its product histone H2B 1/2/3/4/6-like. Lineage: Eukaryota; Metazoa; Chordata; Lepidosauria; Squamata; Gekkonidae. Gene Ontology annotation, molecular function: protein heterodimerization activity; DNA binding; structural constituent of chromatin. The transcript has a single exon. Gene Ontology annotation, cellular component: nucleosome. The record is from RefSeq and is a predicted model, not a curated record. Bases 1 to 381 code for a protein of 126 amino acids.